This is a messenger RNA of Pyricularia oryzae 70-15, 581 nucleotides long. RefSeq lists its product as uncharacterized. The record is from RefSeq and is a predicted model, not a curated record. The transcript has 4 exons. Bases 249 to 581 code for a protein of 110 amino acids. NCBI's taxonomy places the organism in Eukaryota, Fungi, Ascomycota, Sordariomycetes, Magnaporthales, Pyriculariaceae.
GCUAACUGAAGUCUCUGCAAUGCACGGAACAAGUCGGUUUGAGGAGAUCUUGUUUUCGACACAGACACAAAAGUAAAAGAGCAAAAAUCAACAAAAGGAUGGCCUUUAGGUAAGUCAACAAUCAAUCAAUCGAUCGACCUGUACCUACUUUCGACCAAGCGCACGGAAACAAAAGACAGGUGAACCGCGUCUGGUGUCUGUCUGUCUUUGCGCUUAGCGUGACUGAGAGGCUAGAGGUCAGAGCCAAAAUGGCGCCAUUCUUUUUUUUUUUUUUUUCUAUUAUAGCAGCGCCUGUGUUGCAUCCGCCCGCCCCCAAGGAGACCCAUGGAUACUGCAGGGUACUUGUUGGUUCUUUACUAGCGGCUAGCGGGUCCCUUUCGGCGGGUGGUCCAGCAAUAGGCACCACGUACGCACAAUGCUACUGCACCCAGUUGGUGUUGACCGGUAGCGGGUGUGGUAACGAUACACUAGGAUCGGGUAGACCGUCACGAUUAGGAAGUCGCCACCCGGUCGGUGUUGAUCAAAAGGACUUUGUUCUCUUUGCCGAUGCGAUAGAGUCCCCGCCAGCGCCAGUGGAGUGA